This is a messenger RNA of Pichia kudriavzevii, 1167 nucleotides long. RefSeq lists its product as uncharacterized. Gene Ontology annotation, molecular function: DNA-binding transcription factor activity, RNA polymerase II-specific; zinc ion binding. Lineage: Eukaryota; Fungi; Ascomycota; Pichiomycetes; Pichiales; Pichiaceae. Bases 1 to 1167 code for a protein of 388 amino acids. Gene Ontology annotation, biological process: regulation of DNA-templated transcription. The record is from RefSeq and is a predicted model, not a curated record. The transcript has a single exon.
AUGUCGUCUGAAGAGCAUUCAUUUUGUCUCAAUGAUAGCAUUGAAGAUUCUAAACAGACAUCUUCAGUUAAGAAGCCGUGCAGUUCACACCACCCGAGUACAAAUACAAAAAAGUCAAAUUUUUUGGAGAAGAUACUAACCGACGACAAAGCAACUUCCCCCAAUGGCAACGCCGAUGAAGAUAGCCAAUGCAACUCUAAUAACAGUAUUCUUUCGAAUAGUGCUUGCAAUGUUGAUCAUUCUCAUGAUCUACAUAUAUGCAAAAAGAAGAAAAGAGCUAGAAGAUCCUACAAUUGCGGCCCAUGUAAGAAACAUAAAAUUAAGUGUGAUAUGGAAAUCCCGUGUGGGAAUUGUAAAAAGUAUAAUAGAGUAGACGCUUGUUUGAAGAACCCGCCAAACCCGCCAUCAAAGGAACUGAAUGCAAUUAGAGAAGAACGGAAAAGAAAAUAUCUAGAGAAAAAAAUGUUAGCAAAACAAAUGAACAAAAAGCUGCCACCAGGGAACGCUAAUAAUCCUGACAACAUAGUACCACUACCAUUACCCAUUAUUAGCCAUGAACCAGUACACGUCCUCAAUCCUAAUGUCUAUGCAUCGUCUAAUUGUUACGUAAAUACUGAGCCAGUUCCGAGCUUAGAACGCUCUUCUACUAACCGGUCAUCGUCCUCCACGAUUUCCAACAUGGCCCCCACCUAUCCGGUUAUCUAUGUAAACCAGCCACCACUCCCUAGACAACAACCACUACAAUUAUCUCAACAACAGUCACUGCAAUUAUCUCAACAACAGUCACUGCAAUUACCUCAACAGCAGCAAACCAUAUAUCAACAUCCUUAUGGACCUUUUCUGGGUUCGCUACAAACACAACAUACACUUCAACAACAGGCGGCACAAACUCUCCCGCCUCCUCAUGUACCACAUUCGCUCCCAUUGGAUUACCAUUACCAAUAUUACAGACACCCAUCUAUUCGACCUUUGCCCAACCAGACCUUCAUACAACCACAAUUUCAAUCUUUAAAAUUAUCGGUACCUCAGCAACAUCCGCCGCUGUUUGCAAACACUUUGCCACCUCCAAUGGUGGUAAAAUCACCAUCAAAUGAUGAUUUGCAGUCUCCUCCUACAAGAGUGUACAGAGCACAAGGGAAUGAAGAAUCUGUCUCAAAGAAUCAGUAA